UGAUUUCCAGGACAACCAGUGCUGAGUUCCACAGGAGCCACAACGCAGACUGGGAAACAUGGGUCUGAAGAUGCUUGAGUCCCGACUUUGUCUCCUGCUGCUGCUGGGACUUGUCCUAAUGCUUGCCUCAUGCCAGCGACCAACUCCUUCCCAGUGGUUUAACAUCCAGCAUAUCUAUAAUAGUGCCUAUCCUCGAUGUUAUGAUGCUAUGCGGGUUGUUAACAAUUAUACAGGAAGAUGUAAGGACUUUAAUAGUUUUCUUCAUACAACUUUUGCUGAUGUUGUUCGCGUGUGUGGCAAUCCACAUAAAACCUGCAAAGACGGGAAAAGUACAAAUUGUCAUGACAGUUCAUCUCAGGUAUCUGUAACUUUCUGUAAACUCACAACUCCAGCAACCAAUUAUACCCUAUGCAGAUACCAAACGACAGGAGCAGUGAAGUUCUACACAGUUGCCUGUGACAACAGAACUCAACAGGACAGUCCCAUCUAUCCAGUGGUUCCAGUUCACUUGGAUAGGGUAUUUUAGCUCCAGUGCCAGCACGUUGUACCUUCGCUCAUUUGCUAAUGCCAAGAUCAUAAUAAUGAAGAACCAACUCCUCUCUGCCCUGCACAUCAGUACCUGUCCUCAUGAAACCUGUCCCUGUCACUAAUGUAGCUGAAGAGAUCUUUGCUAAACAAUAAACACCUUUGCAUACUGA
Messenger RNA from Grammomys surdaster, 698 nucleotides. RefSeq names its product ribonuclease 2B-like. Lineage: Eukaryota; Metazoa; Chordata; Mammalia; Rodentia; Muridae. The coding region runs from base 59 to 526 and encodes 155 amino acids. Gene Ontology annotation, biological process: innate immune response in mucosa; chemotaxis. Gene Ontology annotation, molecular function: RNA nuclease activity; nucleic acid binding. The record is from RefSeq and is a predicted model, not a curated record. The transcript has 2 exons.